ACCUUCAGUACAGGAGGAGGAAAACACAAUCACAGAGGAAACAUGAGCUACUUCACCUUUUACAUUGUACUAAACCUGGCACUUGCAGUUUUCUGUCUUCCAGUAGCAGAAAUUACAGGUCAAGAUGAAAGUUUGGCAGAGGGUUACCUGAAAUCAUUCUUCAAUUUAACAGAGGAAAGCGGACCUUCCAGACGUGGGAUCAGUCAACUCAGCAAGAGGCUUAGUGAAAUGCAAAGAUUCUUUGGUUUACAAAUCACAGGAACGCUGGAUGCUGAAACCUUAGAGAUGAUGAAGAAGCCUCGCUGUGGCGUGCCAGAUAAUGACUUGGCCAGUUUCUCCACUUUUGGAAAUAACCUCAAGUGGCAGACAAAAAGUCUGACAUACAGAAUCGAAAACUACACACCAGACAUGUCACGAUCAGAAGUGGAUGAUUCCAUUGAAAAAGCCUUGAACGUUUGGGGCAAAGUUACUCCGCUUAAAUUCACUAGAUUACACAGCGGCACGGCAGACAUCAUGAUUUCAUUUGGUCGCCAGUCACACGGUGAUUAUUACCCAUUUGACGGCCGCGACGGAACACUGGCCCACGCCUUCGCCCCAUCGUCCGGCAUUGGCGGAGAUGCUCACUUUGACGAGGAUGAGACCUUCACCUUCCGAUCAAAUUCUGGAUAUGUCCUUUUCAUGGUAGCAGCCCAUGAGUUUGGUCACUCCCUGGGCUUAACUCAUUCUGAUGACCCGGGCGCCCUCAUGUACCCCACGUACUCGUAUAGAAAUCCCGACACUUUUGUCCUGCCCCGCGAUGAUGUCAAAGGGAUCCAAAGUUUAUAUGGCCCGAACACAGAUACUUCUCAGCCAGCACCCCCACCCCCCACAACUCCCGAUGCUUGUGACUCAACCAUGGUGCUCGAUGCCGUGGCAUCCUUGCGAGGAGAAAUGCUUUUCUUUAAAGACAGCUUCUUCUGGCGAAGAUACGCUCAGAGCAGGUCACCUCAGCAGAGUCGGAUCAGAAACUUUUGGCCCAGUGCUCCAGUCAAUAUCGACGGUGCUUACGAAAACCAACAUUCAGACAGAGUUUAUAUCUUCAAAGAUCAACAAGUGUGGGCUUUCUCCGGCUACAAUCUGGUUCGUGGUUAUCCCCAACAACUGACUACAUUUGGUCUCCCCAGAACUGUGAGAAAAAUCGAUGCAGCUUUCUAUGAUGUGCAAUCAAGAAAGACUUUGUUUUUUGUGGACAGUUAUUACUACAGUUUUGAUGAGGCCAGAAAGAGUGUGGACAGUGGAUUCCCCAAACGGAUUGAUCAGACCUUUUCUGGUCUUAGCAAAGUGACGGCAGCGUUUCAAUACAGAGGUUUUACCUACAUCUACAGUGGACCUUACAUGUUUGAGUACAACUUGGCCACGGGACGAUUGUUUCGUGUACUGAGAAACAGCUACUUCUUACAUUGCAGUAACUUCUAGACCUGUUUGACCCCGAGUUUAUCGUAAGUCGUCAGAAAAGGUUCAGAAUUGAUACUAAGUUGUCCUGUCACAACUCUUGUUUCUUCUCAUUGUGAGUGAAGAUGUGUUGGUCGAUCGUCUGGCCCACGUUGAAGGUGAAAACUCGUAGUUUGUAGUUCUUUUGCGAAAGCGGUGCUGCAACAUCUCAUUUGCGUAAAGAAGAAAUGAAAUAUGCGGUAAAAUAAUAAAGCUAUACUAUAUUGUCUCAUUUAACCUUUUUGUUUUGUACUGAUUGCAUCCAUAUACUGUAUGAA
Molecule: messenger RNA, 1748 nt
Organism: Syngnathus acus (greater pipefish)
Lineage: Eukaryota; Metazoa; Chordata; Actinopteri; Syngnathiformes; Syngnathidae
Product: collagenase 3-like
Exons: 10
Coding region: 43-1455 (470 amino acids)
Biological process (GO): extracellular matrix organization; proteolysis; collagen catabolic process
Cellular component (GO): extracellular matrix
Molecular function (GO): metalloendopeptidase activity; zinc ion binding
Source: RefSeq, a predicted model, not a curated record